AUGUCCGAGCCCAGCUCGACCUUGCCUCUCGAGCUCAACCACGACACACCAACCGCGCCGGAUCCACCCGCCGCCGCGAGCGUGCCGCAGCCUCCACCAGCACCGGACGAUGACGGCGGCGAUGAAGAGGGGGGCGAGGCCCGCGUCUCGCACGAGGACAAGGGCAAGGGCAAGGCGCAGCAGGACCAGCUUGACCGCUACAGCUGUCACAUCUGCCUCGACGUGCCCUCUGAGCCUGUCGUGACGCCAUGUGGUCACCUGCACUGCUGGCCCUGCAUGCACGAGUGGCUCGUCGAGUCGAACGGCCGAGCGUGCCCCGUGUGCAAGGCGCCUCUGACGGUCGACAAGCUCGUGCCGAUCUAUGCCGGCUCGGGCGACGAGACGGACCCUCGCUCGAAGCCGAUCCCUCCACGACCUCGACCCGCAGGCUCGACCGCCGCCGCCCCAGCCUACCGCUCCACCUCGAGCGGCUCGUCCUUCUCGCUCCAAGCCGGCCUCUUCCCCCUCCCCGGCCUCUCGCUCGGCUUCUCGUGGCCCCCGCCCCCCGCAGGCGACGCCGGACCUGCCCCAGGCCACCCCGCCGUGAUCGUCGACGGCGACCCGGACUCGGGCGCGCCCUUCUACGUCGCGCAGCCCGCGACGCUCGUGCGCAGGGCGGCACAGCCCGUCGACUGGCGCACGGCCCUCAUGCAGCAGGCUUUCAUGGUCCUCUUCUUUGCCGUGUUUGUAGCCAUCACGUUCGCCGGUGCAGAGUGAGCAAUGUACGAGUCG
Messenger RNA from Rhodotorula graminis WP1, 771 nucleotides. RefSeq lists its product as uncharacterized. Lineage: Eukaryota; Fungi; Basidiomycota; Microbotryomycetes; Sporidiobolales; Sporidiobolaceae. Gene Ontology annotation, molecular function: metal ion binding; ubiquitin protein ligase activity; ubiquitin-like protein conjugating enzyme binding. Bases 1 to 756 code for a protein of 251 amino acids. The record is from RefSeq and is a predicted model, not a curated record. Gene Ontology annotation, cellular component: endoplasmic reticulum. The transcript is spliced from 4 exons. Gene Ontology annotation, biological process: ubiquitin-dependent protein catabolic process.